AAUCCAUAUUCCCAACUCUCUGUUGUAUAUAUACCCCUGCCUGCACCGUGCUACUCCAUUAGACACAGACACUGACGAGUAAAGAUGCUGAUUCCAAUUGUUGUCCUGGUUGUUGCGACCAACGUCUAUGUGGCUGCCGAGAGCGCCCUGUGCCCUGUACCUCAACAUAAAGUGCAUUUCGGCUACCACUUUGGAUCGGAGGAUGAUCCUAAUCACUGGUUCGAUCUGGACAAGGACACCCACUGCUGUGGUGGGUCUAAACAGUCUCCCAUUGACAUCAGUACUCAAGGAGCAAAGUGUGCCAAGCUAGGCCGCAUCCAGUACGAACCCAAACCACAAGGACAAAUAUCUGGCAAUCUGAAAAGAAAUGGCCAUGGUGCGAGUCUUGCCUUCUUCGCAAAAAAUCGCCUCGUGACGAAGGACAUGCCUUUCACUGACGGCGAGUACGUCCUGGACUCAAUGCACUUCCACUCUCCCUCGGAACAUCUCGUCAACGGCAAGCACUACGAUGGGGAGUUGCAUCUGGUUCACUACAAGAAGGAGUAUGGGAGUGUUGGGGCGGCUGUAGGCAAGGAAGACGGUCUGGCUGUCAUUGGAGUGUUCCUGGAGGUAACAGGGGAGUCGGUAGAUACUGCUUUCAACAGGUUUGUGGAUGGAGUGGCGAAACUGAAAGGCGAUGGAGCCGAGGAAAUGAGUCUGGACCCCCGCGAGCUGCUGCUGCUUGAUGACGAUUACUUCACCUACAAGGGUUCGCUUACCACCCCGCCCUGUUCGGAGUCUGUCCGAUGGGUUGUUAUGCAACUGCCUGUUCUCACCACAAAAGAUAGGCUUCGCGUGCUGAGGAAUGUUCCAGUCAGUGACGAUCCUAAUCACUGGUUCGAUCUGGACAAGGACACCCACUGCUGUGACGGGUCUAAACAGUCUCCCAUCAACAUCAGAACUCAAGGAGCAAAGUGUGCCAAGCUAGGCGGCAUCCAGUACGAACCCAAACCACAAGGACAAAUAUCUGGCAAUCUGAAAAGAAAUGGCCAUGGUGCGAGUCUUGCCUUCUUCGCAAUAAAUCGCCUCGUGACGAAGGACAUGCCUUUCACUGACGGCGAGUACGUCCUGGACUCAAUGCACUUCCACUCUCCCUCGGAACAUCUCGUCAACGGCAAGCACUACGAUGGGGAGUUGCAUCUGGUUCACUAUAAGAAGGAGUAUGGAAGUGUUGGGGCCGCUGUAGGCAAGGAAGACGGCUUGGCUGUCAUUGGAGUGUUCCUGGAGGUAAUAGGGGAGUCGGAAGAUACUGCUUUCAACAGGUUUGUGGAUGGAGUGGCGAAACUGAAAGGCGAUGGAGCCGAGGAAAUGAGUCUGGACCCCCGCGAGCUGCUGAUUCUUGAUGACGAUUACUUCACCUACAAGGGUUCGCUUACCACCCCGCCCUGUUCGGAGUCUGUCCGAUGGGUUGUUAUGGAACUGCCUAUUCUCACCACAGCAGACAGGAGAAAGAUGCUGAUUUCGAUUGUUGUCGUGGUUGUUGCAGCCAACGUCUACGUGGCUGCCGAAGAUGCUCUGUGUCCCAUCCCAAGGCACCAUAUACACUUCGGCUACCAUGAAGGUUCGGGGGAUGAUCCUUCUCACUGGCACGAUCUGGACACCGACACCCGCUGCUGUGACGGGUCCCAGCAGUCUCCCAUUGACAUCGAGAGUGACGACGCGACAUGCCACCCUCUGGGCGGCAUCGAAUAUGAACCAAAAGGAGCUGUGUCUGGGAAUUUAAAAAUGAAUGGCCAUGGCGCGAGUCUUGCCUUCUUCAAAAAUGAACGUCUCGUGACGGAGGACAUGCCUUUCACUGACGGCGAGUACGUCCUGGACUCAAUGCACUUCCACUCUCCCUCGGAACAUCUCGUCGACGGCAAGCACUACGAUGGGGAGUUGCAUAUGGUUCACUACAAGAAGGAGUAUGGGAGUGUUGGGUCGGCUGUCGACAAGGAAGACGGCUUGGCUGUCGUUGGAGUGUUCCUGGAGGUGACAUGUGAGUCGCAGGAUCAUGCCUUCAACAGGUUCGUGGAUGGAGUGGCGCAUCUGAAAGUCGGUGAAGCUGAGAAUGUGACUCUGGACCCAAGCGAGCUGCUGCUGCUUGAUGACGAUUACUACACGUACAAGGGUUCGCUUACCACCCCGCCCUGUUCGGAGUCUGUCCGAUGGGUUCUUAUGGUUUUGCCUGUUCUCACCACAGAGGAUAGGAUCCGCGUGCUGAGGGCUGUUCCAGUUGCCGACGGCGAACCACUUUCGGUCGACACAAACGACAGACCAGCCCAACCGCUGAACAACCGCACCGUUUAUCUUUCCUGCUGAUAAACACGUACAUGUAUAAAUGUUUCAAAGACAGAAUAUAUUGGCUAUGAAACAAACCGUGAAUGCUUGUGACCACCAGUUGGAAUGACUCCACACAGUCAUCGACAUACGAUACGAGGGUCUGG
This is a messenger RNA of Haliotis rufescens (red abalone), 2465 nucleotides long. Its product is annotated as carbonic anhydrase-like. Gene Ontology annotation, molecular function: carbonate dehydratase activity; zinc ion binding. Lineage: Eukaryota; Metazoa; Mollusca; Gastropoda; Lepetellida; Haliotidae. The record is from RefSeq and is a predicted model, not a curated record. Gene Ontology annotation, cellular component: cytoplasm. The transcript is spliced from 19 exons. The coding region runs from base 85 to 2340 and encodes 751 amino acids.